AUGGAAUCCGCCACCUCAUGGAAUGAUAAAGACUUAGAGUCAAAGGUCGUUGAUCCCGAAAAGACGCUUCCAACGCUGGAGCGCCGGGUGUCGGCGAGCACUCAGUCGAGCGAACCUGGAGUCGAAACUGACUAUGGCGCUGAUUCGGGAUUGAAACGAAAAUUAAGCUCUCGACACUUGUAUAUGAUUUCGCUGGGUACCGCCAUUGGUACAGCUCUUUGGUUAGGUUCAGGUGCUAAUCUCACAACUGCUGGACCAGUUGGUAUGUGGAUUGGAUUUUGGAUUGCUGCUUCCAUUGCUUGGGCUUUGAUGCAAUCCGUCGGUGAACUCACCGUCAUGUAUCCUGUUCCUUCUGCUUUUCCGCGUUGGAGUCAGAAUCUGGUCGAUCACUCCAUCGGGAUUUCCCAUGGUUGGGCCUUUUGGUUGUUGUACACUUUGAGUAUUCCAACAGAACUCGCCGGUCUCGUUACCGUAAUGCAAUUUUGGACCGAUAAAGUGCCACCAGCGGGUUGGAUUUCUAUUUUCCUCUUCAUCUUGGUCCUUUUAAAUGCUUUCCCCGUCCGUGUUUACGCGGAAACCGAAAGUAUCAUGUCCUUCAUCAAGUUUGCGUGGAUUUUUGUCAUCAUCAUCACUUCCAUUAUUAUUUCGGCUGGUGGUGCUCCCAAAGGUGAUAGUAUCGGUUUCCGAUAUUGGCGCCAAGCUCCCUUCACUCAUGGCUUCAAGGGUUUUUUGAAUGUCAUGCCCAAUGCCGUCUUCUCCAUGUCAGGUAUCGAAUUGGUCGGUAUCGCUGCCGCAGAGGCAAAAAAUCCCAAAAAGUCUGUUCCCAAGUCCGUUGGUUCUAUUUGGCUUCGUCUUGGUUUGUUUUAUAUCGUCGGUAUCUUGAUGGUCACCCUCAUUAUUUCACCUUAUUCCCCCGAUAUUUUUGGCGGAAAAGGUGCUAACGCUUCCCCUUUUGUGAUUGCCUUCCGUAAUGCCGGUAUUCCUGGUUUGAGUCAUGCCAUGAAUGCCAUCAUUCUCAUUUCUGUCUUUUCUGCUGCCAAUUCCGAAGUUUAUACGGCUCCAAGAAUCCUCGUUGGUCUUGCUGAAGUGAAAAUGGCACCCAAAUGGUUUUUACGUUGCGACCGACAAGGUCGACCCCUCUAUGGUUUUGCAUUCACAAUUUUGAUUUCCGGUGGUUUAGCCUAUUUAAAUGUAAAUCAAACUGGUUCCACCGUUUUCCAAUGGUUUGAAAGUUUGGUGUCCCUUUGCGUGUUGUAUUCAUGGAGUUGCAUCUUUUUGGCUCACCUUCGUUUCCGGAAAGCAUGGAAAGCUCAAGGCUUUUCAGCAAAUCAGCUUCCCUGGAAGUCCAAAUUUUACCCUUAUAGUGCAAUUUGGGGGAUUUCUUGGUGUAUUUUGAUUUGUAUUGUCGAGUUUUAUCUCGCUGUCUGGCCGCUUGGUCAACGAAGCAGUGCCAAGAAUUUCUUUGCUACUUACUUGUCCAUCGUCCUUAUCUUAAUUUUUUAUAUCGUAGCGAAGAUUUAUUACCGUGGACCUUUUUGGAAGAAACCUUCCUCGGUAGAUUUAAAUCAUGGUCGAAGGUUUUAUUCGAACCGAGCAACAAACAAUGACAAUGACAAAGACGAAGAUGAAGAUGAACUCUAUACUUUCGCCAAGUCUACAAUAGCAAAGGUUAUCCCCAAGAAAAGCUGA
This is a messenger RNA of Schizosaccharomyces osmophilus, 1689 nucleotides long. RefSeq names its product arginine permease. Gene Ontology annotation, biological process: amino acid transmembrane transport. NCBI's taxonomy places the organism in Eukaryota, Fungi, Ascomycota, Schizosaccharomycetes, Schizosaccharomycetales, Schizosaccharomycetaceae. Gene Ontology annotation, cellular component: membrane. Gene Ontology annotation, molecular function: amino acid transmembrane transporter activity. The coding region runs from base 1 to 1689 and encodes 562 amino acids. The transcript has a single exon. The record is from RefSeq and is a predicted model, not a curated record.